This is a messenger RNA of Stegodyphus dumicola, 1986 nucleotides long. RefSeq lists its product as uncharacterized. The record is from RefSeq and is a predicted model, not a curated record. Lineage: Eukaryota; Metazoa; Arthropoda; Arachnida; Araneae; Eresidae.
CGUAAAGAAAAGGCAAAGGAAAGAAGCCUAAGGAGCAUAAUAGCGUCAGUGAAAAAGAAACCAGUGAAGAAAGCGAUUCCAGUGAAUAUGGAAACCAAAGUUCCGGCCAUAGAAGGCGUCAUCACAAAGGUAGUCGAUAUUCGAAACACCAAACAAAAGGUGGCGAGGACGAGAACGAGCCUAAUGAAGACGACGAAUCUCCCAGUCAUCCAAAGAAACAACACCCUCAUGGAAAUAAGCAUAAACACGGUGGACAAACCGGUAAGCCCGAAGAGGAUACUGAUGAAGAAAUGCGAGGAAAAGGACACGGAGGAAAACACGGUUCAAAAGGUGGCAAAGAGGAGCCUAAUGAAGACGACGAAUCUCCCAGUCAUCCAAAGAAAAAACACCCUCACGGAAAUAAGCAUAAACACGGUGGACAAUCCGGUAAACACGGAGAAGACACUGAUAAAGAAAAGCCAGGAAAAGGAAAACCACACCGAGGCAAACACGGUGCAGAAAAAGGUAGCAAUGGUAAAAAACCAAAUUCACAUGGAAAGCAAGGUCACCCUCACGGAGGAGAAGACAAUAACUCCAGUGAACAGCCGAACAAACACCCCGGUCACACACGCCGUCCGCAUCACCGAGGUCAGCCAAAAGGAUCUGAAACGACUCCAAAAGGAAAACAACCAAAUGAGGAAGAUGACUCCGCCGAAGGAAGGAAUAAAAAGCCAUCUGAAGUAGGCAAAGGAAAAUCAGAAAACAGUGAAGAAAGCGAUUCCAGUGAAUACGGAAAUGACAGUUCCGGCUACAGAAGGCGUCAUCAUAAAGGAAGCAAAUAUUCGAAACACGGAUCAAAAGGUGGCAAAGACGAGCCUAAUAAAGAUGACGAAUCUCCGGGUCAUCCAAAGAAACAACACCCACACGGAAAUAAGCAAAAACACGGUGGACAAACCGGUAAGCCCAAAGAGGAUACUGAUGAAGAAAAGCCACACCGAGGCAAACACGGUGCAGAAAAAGGUAGCAAUGGUAAAAAACCAAAUUCACAUGGAAAGCAAGGUCACCCUCACGGAGGAGAAGACAAUAACUCCAGUGAACAGCCGAACAAACACCCCGGUCACACACGCCGUCCGCAUCACCGAGGUCAGCCAAAAGGAUCUGAAACGACUCCAAAAGGAAAACAACCAAAUGAGGAAGAUGACUCCGCCGAAGGAAGGAAUAAAAAGCCAUCUGAAGUAGGCAAAGGAAGCAACAAAAAGCCUGAAGAAGACAAAGGGAGGAAUCGAGAUGAUGACGAAAAUGAUGAGACUGGAAAUAAAAAAGAGAAGGGAAGAAAGGGUGGGAAAGGAAGACAUCCGGUAAAGAAAGGCAAAGGAAAGAAGCCUAACGAAGAUAGGAGCUACGAGAAAUCAGAAAACAGUGAAAAAAGCGAUUCCAGUGAAUACGGGCAUGACAGUUCUGGCUACAGAAGGCGUCAUCAUAAAGGUAGCAAAUAUUCGAAACACGGAUCAAAAGGUGGCGAAGACGAGCCUAAUAAAGACGACGAAUCUCCCAGUCACCAAAGAAACAACACCCUCAUGGAAAUAAGCAUAAACACGGUGGACAAACCGGUAAGCCCAAAGAGGAUACUGAUGAAGAAAAGCCACACCGAGGCAAACACGGUGCAGAAAAAGGUAGCAAUGGUAAAAAACCAAAUUCACAUGGAAAGCAUGGUCACCCUCAAGACGGUGAAGACAAUAACUCCAGUGAACAGCCGAAAAAACACCCCGGUCACACACGCCGUCCGCAUCACCGAGGUCAGCCAAAAGGAUCUGAAACGACUCCAAAAGGAAAACAACCAAAUGAGGAAGAUGACUCCGCCGAAGGAAGGAAUAAAAAGCCAUCUGAAGUAGGCAAAGGAAGCAACAAAGUGCCUGAAGAAGACGAAGGGAGGAAUCGAGAUGAUGACGAAAAUGAUGAGACUGGAAAUAAAAACGAGCAAGGAAGAAAGGGUGGAAAACAAAGACA